AUGGUGGAGGAUCAUAUGUUGAUACAUGAACAGGAUAUUAGGAAGAUUACGGAAGGGUUGGGCGCGUCAAAGGAGUAUUAUUGGUAUCAUGAUUAUAAGAGGGUCGAGGGGUGGGAAGGGUUUGUUGAGGAUGCUGCUAGGCCACGAGAGGGCGAGGAGGGGACGGUUACGGAGGAUACCGUGUUGGUUAUGAAUGGUGGUGCGCAUUGGUCAAGACACGAGCUCUCAAUGCUUCCAGCCGGAAAAUCCGACGAAGAAGAACAAUCUCGCGUAGUAGCUACAUACAAACAAAUGAUGAACCUCGUCAUAUCCCGGCUCUCCCCAAUCCCCCAACUCUCCGUAAUCUACCGUGCAACCUCCCCAGGCCACCCAAACUGCAACCUCCUCACCGUCCCCUACCGCUCCUCGGAAGCAGCCCAAAUCGGCGAACGCAACCUCGUCGAACGGCUCAUCUCAACCAUGCCGGACGAGCAGUGGCGCACCUUCCGAAAACGAUGGGACUGGGAUUUGUUUGCUGUGCAUAAUGCACUUUGGGAGUGGAAGAUUGCAAGCCUUGAUAGGGUUCGCGAGGAAGGAAUGGGGGGCAGGGUAAAGUGGAUUUUCAUGGAUGUUUGGGACCAGGCGUUGCAGAGGCCUGAUGCGCAUACGGAGCCUGGGACGGAUUGUUUGCAUUGGAACUUGCCUGGAGUAUUUGAGCAGUGGACACACCAGAUAUACCAUGUCCUGUUUUUGGAGCGGGAGAGGAAGAGGGCAGGUGGGGUGUGACGUAGGUAGAUUAGCGAGCAUACCCUUUCGUGUACGCAUACAUUGUGUACGAUGUACUCCUUGUAUGCAUUGACCGCUACUGUUUA
Laccaria bicolor S238N-H82 is the source of this 851-nucleotide messenger RNA. RefSeq lists its product as uncharacterized. Bases 1 to 765 code for a protein of 254 amino acids. Lineage: Eukaryota; Fungi; Basidiomycota; Agaricomycetes; Agaricales; Hydnangiaceae. The record is from RefSeq and is a predicted model, not a curated record. The transcript is spliced from 4 exons.